Oreochromis aureus is the source of this 502-nucleotide messenger RNA. RefSeq names its product C-type lectin domain family 10 member A-like. The transcript has 3 exons. The coding region runs from base 65 to 502 and encodes 145 amino acids. The record is from RefSeq and is a predicted model, not a curated record. NCBI's taxonomy places the organism in Eukaryota, Metazoa, Chordata, Actinopteri, Cichliformes, Cichlidae.
UCUCAUCGUGUCGGCUGCAGAUGAGAUUCAUGAGGACGUCUUCACAGUUUUUCAGCUCUCAGUCAUGAAGAGGUGUGGACUGAUCCUGCUGCUGCUCUCAGGUUACGUGAUGGUCUGCCAUCUUCAGUCUGAUCAGUUAGUCAGACAGCUCCACCUGGUUGACCUGCAGAAGUCCUGGAACGAUGCUCAGCAAUACUGCAGAGAUGAGUACAUCGACCUCGCCAUCGUUAACAGCUCAGCUCUCAUCCAGGAAGCCCAGAAAAGGGCGGGGAGCACAGAGGCGUGGAUUGGACUCUUCAAGAGCGACUGGAAAUGGUCUCAAACUGGUCCAGUUCAGUCAUCCUGGUUAAAUUUCUGGUUCCCGGGACAGCCAGGGACUGAUGAGUGUGUUACGAUAACUGGAUUUGGAUCAUGGUCAACAAGACCGUGCUCAGCUCGUUAUCCCUUUGUCUGCUAUGACGGUGAGUGUUUCAGACUUUGGUACCAGGGUUUGACAAACUGA